CGCCAAUGUUUUACUGUUCGUGUACCUGGGGGAGCGGAAGCGCUUGCCGGAGUGCGUUCUCCCCACUGCUUACCAGCCUCGAGGUCUGUCUCUCUCCGCCGGCUCCUUGGAUCAUCCCAUUUCGAUCCUUCUCUUGUCAAUUUUUUCUCUUCACGCACGGAGAUCGGAUUUUUUUUUCUCUCCGUCUCGGUAAAUUUGUGAUUUUUUUUUUCUUUGAAUCAAGUAAGAUUCUGGUGGGGAAGAAAUUUUGCUCUUUGAUUCCUUGUUUCUGGAUCGAUUUUCUCUCUUUUUGUUACUGGUUUUGUAUAUUCCAUUCACGAUCGUGAUCGGUAUCAAUGGGGAAGAAGGUGAAAAGUAAGGGGCGGAACCCUCGCAGAGUGCCUCCGCGGGCUUCGUCUGGAUCCGUCCAAUCUGAUCCGAGGGCAAGCGAUCCCAAGGAGGAUGCAGAUGGUGGGGAUGUCAUGGAUGGAGAAUCCUGUAGCCACUACAAUAAAGAAAGUGUCCAAUUGAAUCAGGUUCUUCUGGGAAUUUCGUCAUCCAAUGUUGCAUCCGCUUGCGAGGACUGCCGGGAUGAUUCUCCUGCUAGAAUGGGCGGGGGUAAGAAGGGUAAGCCGCAGAAAAAGAGGGAGGUGCAUCUCUUUUGGAUCUGUUUGGAUUGCAAUCGCUGCUUUUGCGGGGGAGCAGUGAAUGAUUCGGUGCCUUACGGCCAUGCCCGCAGGCAUUCGAAGCAGGAGCACCAUGAUCUCAUGGUGAGAUUGGACAAGCCUAGCAGCGGCUGGUGCUUCUCAUGCAAUCUAGCGAUCCAUAUUGAGUUACCAAACGUCUUGGCUGAUGCAGGAGAGACUAAAUCAGUCGGAGAUGAUAAGAGGGUUGAAGUUUUAGAGCCUGAACCUUUGACCUUGCAGGAUGGAAAGGGGUAUGUGAUAAGAGGGUUAUCGAAUCUCGGAAACACUUGUUUCUUUAAUUCAGUGAUGCAGAACCUUCUGGCCAUAGAUUUGCUGAGGCAGUUCAUGGUGAGCUUGAACAGGCCUAUUGGACCACUUACUAUGGCAUUGAAGAAACUUUUCAGCGAAACAAGUAUUGGGGCAACUACUAAAGGUGUAUUGAACCCAAAGAAUAUUUUUGGAUGUAUAUGUUCCAAAGCACCACAGUUUAGAGGCUACCAGCAGCAGGACUGCCAUGAAUUGCUACGUUGCUUGCUUGAUGGUUUGUAUGCCGAAGACAGAAAUGCCAGAAAAGAACAGGACUCUAGUGGUCAAGGCUCUCCAAAUUUGGAGAGUACUUUGGUUGAUAAUAUAUUUGGUGGCCAGCUAUCUAGCACAGUGCGUUGUGUUGAAUGUGGGCAUUCUUCUACAGUUCAUGAACCAUUCCUAGAUUUAUCGCUACCAGUACCUUCAAAGAAGUCAACUUCUAAGAAAGCUCCACCUCCUCCACCUAAAAGGAAGCCACCUCCAAAAGAAAGAAAUAAAAGUAGGAAAUUUCGAGAAAAGACAAGUGCUAGAGGAUCUGUUAUCAUGCCUCAUUGCGGACCAGAAGAAAGAGAUACUUCCUCGGUGGAGUAUUGUGAGUCAUCUGAUCCACCCAAAACAGAAGAAGACAAUAACUGGGACAUUGCUGUACCAGAAACAGCACUAGAUGUUGCUUCAGAAGCAGAGGGUUACUCGUGGAUGGAUUAUCUUGCAGAGCCCACUAUGACAUCAGAUGCUUUAGAGUUGGCUACUCAAUCUUCUAACCUUCCUGAUAGCAGUCAACUAUCCCAGAAUGAAAAUAAAAUUUCCAUUGGUUCAGAAGUAGACGAUUCCUCUAUACAGUUGAAAGCUUCUUCAGAUUCUAACAUUGAUAAUUUUAGCAGAAAUGACACUUCGUCUUCAUGUGUGCAUGAUGCUGGAGUUAUUUUACUUCCUUAUGAAGCACUAGAUUGCACCACUGGUGUCAUGACUGGUGUGACUUCUUCUCAUAGUCCUGAUAACGAGUCAUCCUCUGGAAAUUCAGUGAAGGAACAAAGUGUGCAGGCAGCUGUUGUUGCUAACUCUGUACAGGCGGAAGUUGAAUUUGAUGGAUUUGGUGAUCUAUUUAAUGAACCAGAGGUGACUUCAGAGCUCAAGACUGACACUGGCAUGGCUGAAGAGGCACCUGUGACUCUCUGGGCCAAAAACAGUUGUGAAACUAAUCAGGAAGUGGAUAAUAGUGAAAAUAUUGUUUCAAUUGAAAGUUGUCUAGCAUUAUUUACCAACAUGGAGCUUUUGUCUGAUGAACAUGCAUGGUACUGUGAGCACUGUUCUGAGGCCUUGUCAAGUGAUAUGAUUACUGAUGAGCCAUGCAAGAGUGAUCUUCUACCAACACUAGGCAACACAAAUAUGAUGAAGUUUCAAGAUGAAGGGGAUGAAUGCACAACUGAAAAAAAUUCUCUUGGUUAUCAGGUUAGCGAUCUCCAUUCAACCGGUCUUAGCAAUUUAGGAAACAGAGGGACAGCAUCGGUCAGUGCAGAGACUGAGUUACUCUCAGAAAAGCACAAUUCUGAACAUAAAUUAAAUAUUGGUUGCGGUUCAGAGGAAGUAAAAUUUAAAAAUGAAGCUGCUGGUAACGGCAAAGUUUUACCAGACUAUAUAUUGAAUGAUCAAAUAGAUAAACCAAAUGGGAUCACUGAAGAUCAGGAAUUUGCCGAUUCAAGGCCCGAGCAAAUUGAGAGUGACAAAACUGUAAGUGUCCAGGAAGAAGUUCAAGUUAGUGGACAAGCUCUAGCAGCUACUUUGACUAGCUCCCUACAUGAUAUUGGAGAAAACCUAACGAAUCCUUGCAGAAAUGGCAAACUUGCAAUUACUUUAUGCAAAAAGGGUUCAAAUCUGUCAGGUCAAGCUUGUGCAGCCCAAGAUAUACGGGUAAAAAAAACAGAACCUGCAAAGAAGAAGGUUAAGAGGGAUGCAACUAAAAGGAUUCUGAUCAGCAAAAUACCACCCAUUUUGACAAUACAUUUGAAGAGAUUUAGUCAAGAUGCUCGUGGCCGGUUAAGUAAAUUGAGGGGUCAUGUUCUCUUUCAAGAGAUACUUGAUUUGAGGCUAUAUCUCGAUCCAAGGUGCGAGGAAAAGGAAAACUGCAGCUACUCCCUAUUUGGGGUGGUCGUACACUCUGGGGGCAUGUCUGGCGGUCAUUAUAUUGCAUAUGUGCGAGGUCAAAGGAACAGCGGGAAAGCAAGGAAGGAUGUAAAUUCAUCCUCCUGGUUUUAUGCUAGUGAUGCACACAUCAGAGAGGCUGCAUUGUCUGAAGUCCUUCAGUCUGAAGCUUACAUUCUGUUCUACGAGAAGAUGUAAUUGUCGAUUAUUUUAAACUUUCGAAAAUCCUCAUGAAGCAGGCGAAAACAUUGGGAACUAUACAAACUCGCCAUGUGGAGAGUGCAAUCCAUGGGGCAGGCAGUCUAAGGAUUCUCAUGCGCUAUUGGUAUGCGACCAAUUGCACUCAAAACUCUGCUGAGAAGAAACUGUGGUGGAUUGGCUUCUUGGUGCCACAAGUUUUCCCGGGCGCAUCACUUGAAAGAAUUGUUCUUGUUUGAGAUAUUCAGUAUACUUUGCACCCCCACAUUUGGGAGGAUGCUUUAAAUCUCAAGGUUUUUAUUCAUGAAUUAUAUACAUUUUGAAUACCAAUUUGCGCUGAAUAGCUGGUUCAUUGUAUAACCUGAAAAGCUUGUAGAGAUUUGUUUCGAUGGAUCGCUUUUUUGCCACUGAAUAAAACUUGUAUUAAUCUAGUCGUAGCAUGAAA
This is a messenger RNA of Zingiber officinale, 3753 nucleotides long. RefSeq names its product ubiquitin carboxyl-terminal hydrolase 2-like. The record is from RefSeq and is a predicted model, not a curated record. Gene Ontology annotation, biological process: protein deubiquitination. Gene Ontology annotation, cellular component: cytosol; nucleus. Gene Ontology annotation, molecular function: zinc ion binding; cysteine-type deubiquitinase activity; cysteine-type endopeptidase activity. The coding region runs from base 336 to 3308 and encodes 990 amino acids. The transcript is spliced from 2 exons. NCBI's taxonomy places the organism in Eukaryota, Viridiplantae, Streptophyta, Magnoliopsida, Zingiberales, Zingiberaceae.